AUGUCAACAGAAAAUAAUGUAUCAGAAUCUACACCUAUAACACAAAAUAACUUAAAUGAGCAGCAAAAUCCGUCAAUAACAAUACGUGAUUUUGAUGGGAAAUUGCACAGAAUAUUUUUGGAAUUAAAUUCUUUGACGAUACAACUUUUGAAUAAAAAAUCUCAACAAACGCGUUACACUGCCACAAUUCCUUUAGAAUCAGUACUCUGUAUACGUUCAAACCGUAUUCGUCUACGUUGUGGAAUGCCUAAAAAAUUGCCAGAAAUAGGGGCAGAUCAACCCGAUCUAGUCAAUACUUGUUGGAACAAAACUUCCUUUCGUCACAACGUUUUAUACAUUUAUUAUGCCUUUCGUUGGAAUGUUUUUACGUGGAGAUUGAAGGAAGCUGCCCUAUUUUUUGAGUCUGUAAAUGAUAAAAAAGAAUGGGAAAAGUUGUUGAAUGAUGCGAGAAAUGCCUUGUAUAGACCUAAACAUUUGUUGGUCUUUAUUAAUCCGUUUGGUGGAAAAGGAAAGGCUAAUGGAAUAUGGACGGAUGAGGUAGAACCAUUUUUCAAACUUGCAAAUAUUACUUAUGAAUUGAUCAAAACUGAAAGAGCAGAUCACGCAUUAGAAACUGUUAGAGAACUAGAUCCUGUCAAAUGGGAACUUUUGGAUGGAAUAGUUUCUGUUGGUGGUGAUGGCCUUUUUAAUGAAGUUCUUUCUUCUGCUAUUAUUAGAACGCAAUUACAAGCCGGCAAAAAUUACAACAAUGAACAAAUUGAUAUGUUAACUACUCCAAGAGUACGUUUUGGAAUUAUCGGGGCAGGUUCUGCAAAUUCAAUAGUGUCGUCUGUUCAUGGAAUUAAUGAUUGCCCUACAGCAGCUAUACAUAUUGCUAUUGGGAGUAGAUGUAAUAUUGAUGUUUGUGCUGUAUAUGAAGAUGGAAAUUUGUUGCGAUUUUCUGCUGAUGCAAUCUCUUAUGGAUGGUUAGGAGAUGUUCUUCACGAUUCUGAACGUUAUCGCUGUCUUGGACCUAUUAGAUACCAAUAUUCUGCUCUACGUACAUCAAUUCGUCAUCCAACAUAUUUUGGCCGUGUUUCCUUUGCUUUAAGUCAAGAACAUGUUCCAAAUGCUUUAGAUGAUGAUGAUACAGGCUCUGGACCUUCAAAUCCAUUAAAAAUACCUGUUUGUACAGAUGAAUGUGAUUUGUGUUCAGGAAAGGUUCCAGUCGAUCCAAGAUAUCCUUUCCAUUGGCAAUCUGAUUUUACUCAUGUUAUUUGUUGUGUAAUACCUUGUGUUUCGCCUUUCACGCCUUAUGGUCUAGCACCUUAUACUGGGUUAAACGAUGGAACUAUGGACUUGGCUCUAAUUCCAAAAGUUUCCCGAUUCAAAAAUAUGCAAAUAAUGAGAAAAGUAGCAAUGUAUGGCGCUCGUUUUAUUCGAAGUGAAUAUCCGGAUGUUAAAGUUUUUCGUGUUUGUCGAUGGAAGUUUACACCAAAAUCGCUUGUUUUAAAUUCUGGUGAAGGUGAAACUGUAAGAGAAGAUGAAUCUGGUGCUUGGAAUUUGGAUGGAGAAAUUCUUCCUCAACCGCCAAAUAAAUCUUUAACCUUCAGACUUCAUCCUCGUUUAAUAAAUUAUUUUGGAAGAGAUUCAGAAGUUGAUUUAAAUGAUCCAAGUUAUAGCCGUUGUUGUCCUUGUUUUCAUUGUGAGAGUAGUAAAGUUUCUCGUUUAAUUGGGUAAUUUUAUUUAGCAACAAAAAAUCUAAGUCUUUUAUCAAUGAUGGUGUGCCUAUUUUGUAUAGUUGGAUAUGUCGUUGUAAUCAAAAAAAGGACAAAAAUUUUUGAUGGGGAAAGGGGGGGGGGAAUUUUUGGAAAAUUUUUUUGAAAAAAUUUUUCCUAAAAAUUUUCCAAAAAUUUUCAAAAAUUUUUUGUGGGCGAAAAUUUUGAAAACAAAAAUUUUUUUAGGGUAAGAGGGUUUUUUGGAUCAUGAGAGAGUCAAAGCAUUAACUCCUCUUUUCUUCUUCCCCAUUUUUUUUUUCGAUUACAAUCCUCAUACUAUACAAAAAUUUUUUUUUGGUAAAAAAAUUGCCUUGGUGUGAUAUAUUUAAGUAUAAGCAUCGUUUUUAAAAAUAUGAUAUUUUACACAAUUUAUUUUAAUUAUUUUAUUUUAAUUAAUUAGUUGGGCCUCUCUAUAUUGAAGUUAUUUUUUUUAUUUGUUUGGUUACUAGCUGUUUAAGCAAUAGAGGGUUGAUUUAUAUUGAGCAGGAUUUUUAGGGUUAUUGGAAAAUCCUUCUGAUAACUGAAUCGAAAAAAAAAUCCUGGGUUCUUCAGUUCGCGUUUUCCAAAUGACAUAUUUGCUGGCAUUUUUUUAAAAUUUAU
Molecule: messenger RNA, 2357 nt
Organism: Meloidogyne enterolobii
Lineage: Eukaryota; Metazoa; Nematoda; Chromadorea; Rhabditida; Meloidogynidae
Source: the annotation of a GenBank genome assembly